This is a messenger RNA of Oryzias melastigma (Indian medaka), 1667 nucleotides long. It is a transcript of the gene hoxc12a, whose product is annotated as homeobox C12a. Gene Ontology annotation, molecular function: DNA-binding transcription factor activity, RNA polymerase II-specific; sequence-specific double-stranded DNA binding. The transcript is spliced from 2 exons. Lineage: Eukaryota; Metazoa; Chordata; Actinopteri; Beloniformes; Adrianichthyidae. Gene Ontology annotation, biological process: regulation of DNA-templated transcription. Bases 261 to 1091 code for a protein of 276 amino acids. The record is from RefSeq and is a predicted model, not a curated record.
UGAGAGUGGCUCAAGAGGAGAAAAUAAGAUUGUACAUUUUUAAUAAAAAGCUUUAUGGUAUUUUUAAAAAGCAUAUAAACCGGUGUAAUACAGAAGUUAAUGUUUUGUUUUGUCUGAGGGACCAAGUGGGUGGUACUAUGUGUAGCACAAGUUGGCCGGGCCACGUGGUGUGCGGACAGCCAAUCAGGAGCAGCUCCAGGUUUAACUAUGUUAAAUGUCAGAUUGCAAUAAACUAGAAGCUGUUGGUCGGGCCCGCGGAAAUGGGCGAGCAUAAUCUCCUUAAUCCAGGGUUUGUGGGACCUUUGGUAAACAUCCACACUGGAGACACGUUUUACUUUCCGAAUUUUAGAGCCUCGGGGGGACAACUGGCGGGGAUUCCGUCUCUCUCUUACCCGAGAAGGGACAAUGUUUGUUCCCUCCCGUGGAAUCCUUCGGAGCCGUGCAAUGGAUACUCUCAAUCCUACUUUAGCAGCCCCGUGUCUAUUAACCCUUCCUUCAAUCGGUCGUGUGAAAUCACCAGAGCAGAGGAGGGGAAAUGUUAUUACAACAGCGGGAACGGGAACAGAGAGACCUGCUCAGGUGGCAGCAGCCUGAAAAGAGAGGACAGGGCGAGAGACACAUCAUCCCUGACAUCCGAUCACGGGAUGCACGGUGGAAUUGGUGCCGGCUUUUCCAAAUAUGAUUAUGGGAGCGAGCAGCUAACGCAAGACCCGCCGUCCUGUCAAUCCAUGGAGUCCGACUCCAGCUCGUCUCUGCUCAACGAAGGCAAGCCCUCAUCCAGCGACACGCAGACCCUGCUGUCACCGGGAAGCCAUUCAAGCACCAUAGCAGCUGGAGGAGGAGGAGGAGGAGGUGCCCCGUGGUACCCGAUGCAUACUCGGACAAGAAAGAAACGCAAACCCUAUUCCAAACUCCAGCUGGCUGAGCUCGAAGGGGAAUUCAUGCUGAACGAGUUCAUCACCAGGCAGCGACGGAGGGAGCUCUCCGAUCGGCUGAACCUCAGCGACCAACAAGUCAAGAUCUGGUUCCAGAACCGCAGGAUGAAGAAGAAGAGACUCAUGUUGAGGGAGCAGGCUUUGGCCUACUUUUAGAGAUGUAGAAGAAUCGAUAAGCAGUAUAAAGCCGAGCCUGGUGCGCUCCCCCCCAAGUCUUCUUUGAAUGCAUGCAUUCAUCUCUCCAUCUUUUACGUCGCAGGCUUCUUCUAAAAAAAACAUUUUUUGCUAAUGUUUAAAGAAAUAGUCUAAGAAAUGCCCAAACAAUCGCAUCACACGUCAGAGAGCCUUCAUGUUUGGCACCACAGCACAAACAAACUUUUACAAUAUGUUUCCUGUCAAGGUUCCUGAUCUGUCACAAGAUAUUAGCCCACGCGCCCUUGAUGUCAACUGCAAGAAAAGAAAUGUACCUUGACGGGCAAUUUCUUUUUCUUUUUUUUUUUUUUUUGGAAGACACGGGACUUCCCUUUGUUCCUCUUGUACAAGAGAAAAUAAUAGGGAGGAGGAGGAAGGGGGUGGAUGGAAUUUCAGAACAGAAGUGAACGGAAACGAUUAAAUAAAGAACUUAAAGUAAAAAAUCAUGACGCAACAUAUGAGCGCGACAUUUUAUCCACGCUGAUUGAGCGACGCGGGAUUAUUUUCUGUGCAUUUUUUGAGGCUAAAGCCAUAAAUCGC